Molecule: messenger RNA, 1260 nt
Organism: Lithohypha guttulata
Lineage: Eukaryota; Fungi; Ascomycota; Eurotiomycetes; Chaetothyriales; Trichomeriaceae
Exons: 2
Coding region: 1-1260 (419 amino acids)
Source: RefSeq, a predicted model, not a curated record
AUGCAUGCUAGAAGAACUCAAAGCCGAGCAUACAAGGCAUCUGACAUUCAACUGCCUCUCAUCGAGGAUGUGAUCAUGACAUCUGAACUGCUCCUAAGUCUCUUUGAAGGCUUCCAAUCGAAUUACGGUAAUGCGGUACGGCACAUGAACAAUGGAAUGAGAUACCUUCUGGAUCGACCGAUGAAACUGGUCCAUAGGGAUAUUUCGCACCUUACGAUACCACCAACUGGCCCCGCCGAGGUUCUUGGAAUCUUCUGGAACCGAAUACAGCAGAGAGCCAGGGAACUGUUCGGCAGCGACCCGCGACUUCUGAGAGAAUCUUUGUGCACGUAUACAGAUCUGAGAACGCUGCCGCCUGUUCCCAAAAUCUUCACUAGCUUGGAAGAGGCAAGAGAUGUGAUCUUCGAGGAAGUGAACUCGAUCAUGCACACACCACGGCGUGUAUGGAAGGACGAGAAGUCAAGGAGCGACGCUCAAAAACUUCAUGUCGCAAGACUUCUGCGAUGGAACGUCGCAUACGCCGAGACAAUUCAGGUAUUGCAAAGGACGGAUACAGAAAAGCAGGCUUGCAUGUUGCUUAAAUUGACUCGGAACAUGUCAUACUUAUUACUCUAUCUGACUUUGUACGUCAAUGCAUAUGUACACGGGCAGCGAGGAGAUGAAGCGAGGGACCGGCUGAUAAGAAAGAGCAUGGCAGAUGGCCAAGCAGAAAUUGAGGACUUUCUCGAGCAAUAUGUGCAAGACCAUAACGAUCAGCUGCUUACCAAUGACACUCCAGAGGACGAAGACGACCAUGCAUGCGCUUACACAACGGCUCAUCUCUGGAAAACACUCCCACACCACGAAGUACUUCUCUCAAACCUCUGUCGCCUCCACAUCAUCGGCGAAGUCAUCCUCAACCCCAGCAGUGCAUUCGGCUACCUCGAGCACAGCUGCAGCUUCGACAGCGCUAUAGGCCCACCCCUCCAACCACUACCGAUACCUGAGGCUUCGGGUAAGACUAGACAUCUAGUCAAGAAUCUUCUCGAACGACCGACUGGAGAGGAUACAGACGCUCAGCUGGACAUCUAUGGCAUCGCAGAGCAUAUCAGUGCGGUCGAGGAACAUGCUGUGAUUGAAAUAGCUCGAGCCAGAUAUACAAAUCUGCGGUGGAUAGAUAUUACUUGGUUGAUGGAGGAGCGGAAGCUAUUGUUGAGGUAUUGCAGUCCUAGUGGAGAUGGAUCUGGUAUGUGCUGGACGCAGGAGUGGUGGGAGUUCUAG